This is a messenger RNA of Metarhizium album ARSEF 1941, 855 nucleotides long. RefSeq lists its product as uncharacterized. Gene Ontology annotation, cellular component: preribosome, large subunit precursor. The coding region runs from base 1 to 855 and encodes 284 amino acids. Lineage: Eukaryota; Fungi; Ascomycota; Sordariomycetes; Hypocreales; Clavicipitaceae. The transcript has a single exon. The record is from RefSeq and is a predicted model, not a curated record. Gene Ontology annotation, biological process: ribosomal large subunit biogenesis.
AUGUCGCCGCCACCCACCCCUCCUCACCCAGCAGGUUCGGAUAAAGAGCCCGCAGCACCGUCAUGCGGUCCAACGGGCGAUGUGCGGAAGUGCAGUGCUAGCCAACACCGGCAAUCCAUUGGCGACAGGGAGGACGAGCCGUCAGCACCGGAGUUCGAUCCUGGCCAAUGCCUCUUCUGCGCGCACGGGUCGGCUGGGUUGGACGACAACAUGGCACACAUGGCCGCCGCGCACGGCUUCAGCGUGCCAUUCCGGGAAUUUCUGGCCGUCGACCUCGAAACGGUCGUGUCGUUCCUGCGUUUCAUCAUCUGCGGCUACCGAGAGUGCAUAGCCUGCGGCGCGCGGCGGAGCAGCGUCGAAGGCGCCCGGCAGCACAUGGUGGCCAGGGGCCACUGCCGUUUCAACGUUUCCCCCGACACCGAGGAAUUGUACGAGAUGCCGCCGUCCACAAACGCCGUGGCUGAACAGACGCGACGCGACGCCAGCGUGCCGGUCCGCUUGCCAUCGGGGAAGCUCAUCUCUCACCGGAAGAAGCUCGACACCCAUGAGCGUCGAGCCGCCCGCCGACCGAUACGGAACCGGGAGCGUGAUCCUGUCACCUCGCGCUUGGAACCAGCCUCGGAUUCUAGCCUCGCGGUUCUCCAGCGGCGCGGAGGGGGCGGAAGCCGCGAAAUUGCGUGUAGCUGUGAGGCCCUGCUUGCCGCGCAGCUUUCGAGACUGCGAAUGACGGGUGCUAGAGCCCAGCUCAAGGCGGAGGACCGGAAGCGCGGAAGGCUUGAACGAGCGAACAAUACAGUCCUGUUCAAACAUUAUAGGCUGGACGCAGGUGAUGGCCGGAUAGGACGUCAAUUUUAG